Lethenteron reissneri (Far Eastern brook lamprey) is the source of this 5253-nucleotide messenger RNA. Its product is annotated as A disintegrin and metalloproteinase with thrombospondin motifs 4-like. Gene Ontology annotation, molecular function: metalloendopeptidase activity. The record is from RefSeq and is a predicted model, not a curated record. Gene Ontology annotation, biological process: proteolysis; extracellular matrix organization. Gene Ontology annotation, cellular component: extracellular matrix. NCBI's taxonomy places the organism in Eukaryota, Metazoa, Chordata, Hyperoartia, Petromyzontiformes, Petromyzontidae.
ACGGGCAAGCGGAGAGCGAGCUGCUGUGGAGAGAGAGAGAGAGAGGGGAAAGAGAGAGAGGAGAGAGAGGAGAGAGCGGAGACGAGUUAACGUACUCGCUCAACUCCACUCACUCAGAGAGUGCAGAGAGAGAGAGAGUUGUAAAGGAUUGAGAACGGACAGGAACGGUAACAGUUGCACUUGCGGAUAGGGAUAUUUGCACACCACGUUUGUGCCAUCCGAUGGCUUUUUAAUGCAACGUGACUUUACGCCGUUGUAACUUUCACGGGCUGAUAGAAGAGUCUGCGCGUAUUUUGAUUUGGCGAAGGUUGGUGUACGCCAGUUGUGAGUUGUGCGCGUGUGUUAUUGUCUGUGAGCAGAUGUGGCGUUUGAAGAGGUGUAUUUAUGAGUGAAGGAGUGUAUCUAUAGCCUGCUCUCUGCAGUAACACACGGGGUGACCGCUUUUAGAGUGAACUUUUGAGAACUUUUUUGUUUUUCCCACCAGCGGGUCGCGUAACCUUAAAGCACGGAACUCAGAACACGCGGCAAGAGAGAUUGAUCGAGCAAAGCCAAUCGGCAGGCAAAGACAAGAGAUUUUGUUUUGAUAUUUAACUUAUUCAUUUAAUUUAUUUUUUGACACGGCACAAAUUCGUGCUUCAUUUCGUCGCAGUAGCAGCAGUCUUAGCGCCUUCGCUCGUGUUUUUGUUGUUUUGCAACUUUACACGGGCAGCCACGACGAAGCGUCGUCCCUGACGCUGAAGAUCCACGCAUCAACGUUUGCCUUUGAAUCGUAAAGAUGCUCGCGACCGGCGUCUGCGUGUUGCUUCUGGUCUCUGCCACGAGCGCCACUGCACUUCGUAGCGACGUGACGCUGCCCAGACGCGCGAGCCCAGACGGGCAGCACUUGGGUCCCGGACAGCGCCACUUCGAGCCGGUCACGGGCUCCAUGUCGACCUCGUCCUCUCCUUCCCUGCCCGCCCCUCCGCUCCUCUACGCGCUCUCCGCCUUCGGCCGCCGCUUCCAAAUCUCGCUGCUGCGGCCCGAAGCGUCGUUGCUGGGGCCCGCGCUCAACGCCCAUCACCGCGGCGACGGUGCUCGCUGCUUCUACUCGGGCACCGUGCGGGAUGUAAGCGGCCGCGGCGAGGAGGAGGAGGAGGAGGAGAUGGAUCGUCGUGGUCUCGGUGUGGAUCUGGAUCGAGACGGGAGCGGAGAGGCCGUUCUCAGCGUGUGCGGGGGACUGAGCGGUUCGUUCCAACACGGCGGGCGCGUGUACGCGAUCAGGCCCUUGGUAGGGAACCACCGCGAGGAGGGGCAGGAGGAUGAGGGUACGGGAGUGGGGCCACACUUGAUCACGCGAAGCGAGGUGGCGGGUGGUGGUGAUCGGGAACACAACCGCCAGCACCGCCACCACUACGACGACGCUGCUGAUGCUGACGAUGCUGCUGCUGCUGAAGCCGUGGCUGAUGUUAACGACCCAUCUGAAGCUGACGCUGAUGAUGGUGAUAACAAAAAUAAUAACAAUGCUGACGAUAAUGCCGCCGCUAAGGAAGACGACCACCUGAUCGGCGAUAGAGACAGCAUUGCCGGAGAACUCGGUAAGGGUAACCAUGACGACGUUGAUGAAGACAACGACGAUGACGACGACUACAACGAUGAAUCAGAAGACGGUGACAUCGCGGGAGAGCGCCCCCCUUCGUCAUUCUCCUCGGCGGCUGCUCCGGCGCUGGCUCCGGUGCGCACCCGUCGCUUCGUGUCGACGCUGCGCUACCUCUCGGUGCUGCUCGUGGCGGACGAGGGCAUGGCGCUGGCUCACGGCGCACGCCACGUGGAGCGGUACCUCCUGGACGUGGCGGCCCGCGCCGCGCGCCUCUUCUCGCACGCCAGCCUCGACAACGCCGUGCGACUCAGCGUGGCCGGUGUCGUGGUGCUGCAGCAGCAGCAGCAGCAGCAACAACGUCGCCACGGCUCCAGGGGAGGACCUCCGGCCGUCUCGAGCAGCGGAGGACUCACCCUGCGCAACUUCUGCGAGUGGCAGAAAUCGCUGCGGAGGGCGGGAGGCGCUGGGGCGGAGCAUUUCGACACGGCUGUACUCUUCACCAGAGUGGAUAUCUGUGGCGCGUCGGACUGCAGCACGCUGGGGGUGGCCGACGUGGGCACCGUGUGCGACCCGGCCAGGAGCUGCGCCGUCAUCGAGGACGACGGCGUGCAGACGGCCUUCACCCUGGCGCACGAGCUCGGCCACCUGCUCGGCCUCCCGCACGACGACAGCAAGCAGUGCGGCGGCAACGGCGGCGCCCCGCUGGGCUCCGUGGCGACGGCGGCGCACAUCAUGGGCGAGACGCUCACGCGGGUCGAGCCCUCGCGGCCCUGGUCCACGUGCAGCGCACGCCACCUCACCGACUUCCUGGACAACGGGCACGGCGACUGCCUCAAGGAGAACCUGAAGCACAGCAAGUCGCUGCCGCUGCCAGCGCUGCCGCAGGGGGCCUUGCUCUCGCACGACGCUCAGUGCCGGGCCGUGUUCGGCUCGGACUUCCGCCACUGCGCGCUGCCCGGCGAGGUCCCGUGCCUGGCGCUGUGGUGCCGCAAUGUGUCGGCGGUCCUCGCCUCCGCCAGCGAGUUCCUGGGCUGCCAGACGCGGCACUCGAACUGGGCCGAGGGCACGGCCUGCGGGCAGGACAGCGAGUGCUCCGAUGGGCAGUGCGUCGCCUCGCUCAGCCUCGUGCAGGUGCCGGUGGACGGCCAGUGGGGCGAGUGGGGCGCGUGGAGCGAGUGCUCGCGCUCCUGCGGCGGCGGGGUGCAGCUCUCCUCCCGGGGCUGCGACGCGCCCGAGCCCCGGCACGGAGGCGCCUACUGCGUGGGGCAGCGCGUGCAGUACCGCUCCUGCAGCACCCUCGCCUGCGGGGACGCGCACUCCGCAGACGGGAAGAGCUUUCGCGACGAGCAGUGCGAGGCCUUCAACGCGCCGGCUCAGAAUGGCAGCGGCGGCCUCUUCCCCGGCGGCUUCCACCCCACGGGGGGCAGCAGCGGGGGCAGCACCCACUGGCGCUCUAAGUACGCCGGCGUGGCGAAGCGGGACCGCUGCAAGCUCGUGUGCCAGCUCGGAGGCAGCGACGUGUUCGCGAUGCUGCGGCACAAGGUGGUGGACGGUACCCCGUGCUGGCCCGACAACUCCGGGGUGUGCGUCCAGGGCAAGUGCGUGCGCGCCGGCUGCGACCACGUGAUCGGCUCCAGGAGCAAGGCGGACAAGUGCGGCGUGUGCGGUGGGAACGGCUCCACGUGCCGCAAGGUGUCCGGCUCCUUCAACCACGCCAGAAUCUACGGCUACAACACUGUGGUCACCAUUCCGGCCGGCGCCACCAGCGUGGAGGUGAAGCAGCGCGGGCGGCGCGGCGGCGCGCCCAGCAGCACCUACCUGGCGGUGCGGGGGGCCGCGGGGGGCCCCUACCUGAUGAACGAGCGGGACAUCCCGCUGCCCGGCGGGGCGCUGCUCCUCUACAGCGGCUCGUCGGGCUCGCUGGAGAGGCUGCAGAGCUACGGCACGCUGCGCGAGCCCGUCACCGUCCAGGCGCUGUCGCUCGACCCCAGCGUGCCGAUCGGCAUCAAGUACUCGUUCUUCGUGCCCAAGGGGGCGGCCGCGGCGGCGGCGGCGGCCGCGGCCUCCUCCUCCUCCGGCGGGCGCAAGGCCAAGGAGGCCAAGGGCCACGUGGGGCAGAAGGCCCCAAAGCGCGUCGGGAAGAACACAUGAGCGCCGCGGGGUUCUCGCGGUCGCGCUCGGCGGCGGGCGGUGGGGGGGGUGUGGGUAGGAUGGUGGCGGGGAGAGGUGCGAGCGAGCGGGCGGGGGAACCGAACUCGAUUACUCGAAGGAGCUCCCGGCGUGCAGAGCGUCGAAACGUCGGACGUCGUGCCAAACGACGCACGGCGCGACCCCCGAGAUGCGGAGACGCGCGUCCACCGCGUGCCGCUCAGGAGCGGCGGGGAGGAGGGGGGGGAGAAGGAGUUUGUGGCAGAGCGAAGAUGGACGGACGCGGACACAAGUGCCUUCGCAGAUGUUGUUGGGGCGGCAAAGGACAGGACGAAGUUUGGGGGGGGGGGAUUCUGCAAUGUCCCCCCACCGACCUGCACUGGACGAGGCGGGCGCUCGCUACGGGACGCCGCCGCCGCCGCGUUGGGGCUGGACGAGGUUUGAAGACGAGGAGGGGACGAGGUUUGAAGACGAGGAGGGGACGAGGUUUGAAGACGAGGAGGGGACGGGACGGUUCCUCGGAGUUCAGCCGACCAGGUUUUUCGCAGCCGCCGAGUGGACGGCCGCAGAUCCCGGUGGACGCCACCGACGACGCGAAAGUUGUACGCGUGUGUUUUUGUUGUUGUUUUUACUUUUUGGUGACCAACGUUUGACGGGACCUCAAAGGCUCGGCCCACGUUGGCCACGUGAUCGGGUUGUACGUCAGUAUUGUGUUUAAACCCGAGCAAACACAUACACACACGCAGGCACACAAACACAAACAAACUUCAACACACACAGACAUAAACACAAACACACGCUGCCGAAUGCUCACGAGCACAUCCACCCACGCAAAGACAAAGACACACCCACCCACCCUCCCACGCACACCCACAAAGACACUCGUUUGCGCACACACGCACGCACACAGACACAUACACAGACACCCACACACACAGACACACACGCACACAGACACGCACACAGACACCCACGCACACACCCACGCACACAGACACACACACAGACACAUACACAGACACUCACGCACACAGACACCCACACAGACACAUACACAGACACCCACACACACAGACACACACGCACACAGACACGCACACAGACACCCACGCACACACACACACCCACGCACACACACAUACACAGACACACACACAGACACCCACGCACACACCCACGCACACAGACACACACACAGACACCCACAGGUGAUAGUUGGUGGCGGCUGCCGCGCGCGCGGCUCAGGUCGCCGCCGGCACGGAGCGACCGACAGUUGUUGUUGUUGUUCUGGUGGUGGUGUCUUUAACGAGGUUCACGCGAGGCAGGGAGGGGGCUGGUGGGGAGGCGAGAUUCACUAACACGUCGACGCGACGGUCCCUGCACUGGGAACGCGCCCAGGCUUAGAUGUCGAACCUGAACGGCUCGGGAGGUGACGAGCUGGGAGGGACCCCGGGUCCCCGCAGCGAUACUAACACGUUUUGAGGAACAACGCAAACAGCUCUCGUCUUGUGUACGUUCGUGACGACGAC